Molecule: messenger RNA, 3131 nt
Organism: Dicentrarchus labrax (European seabass)
Lineage: Eukaryota; Metazoa; Chordata; Actinopteri; Moronidae
Gene: sdccag8
Product: SHH signaling and ciliogenesis regulator sdccag8
Exons: 18
Coding region: 161-2299 (712 amino acids)
Biological process (GO): establishment of cell polarity; neuron migration; centrosome cycle
Cellular component (GO): centrosome; centriole
Source: RefSeq, a predicted model, not a curated record
AAGACAUCUCCGCCCCCGGGGCAUACAGGUGUUUCAAAACGAACACACCGCCGCUGAGCCUCGAUGACCGUUACGACGUGCGAUAUGUUGUGGUUGUUGUUAGCAUAGCCUAGCAUGUGUCGUUAGUAACACAGAUCGAUAUAACGUCGGUUAUAAACUAAUGAAACCGAUAGACUCAGACGAGGAGGACGCGGAGCAGCUGGAUGCUUAUCAGAAGGAGCUGAGGCAGCGGGCCAACCAGAGCAUACAGCAGCUGAGCAGUACUCUGGAGCAGCUGAGCCCUGAUGGAGAAGAGGUGGAGGAGCAUAGAGGAAGUCAUGGCAGCCUCCUCACCGCCAUGGCCGAGGAGGAAAGGGCUGCAUGGAGCCAAAAGACACAGAGCGAAGCAGUUAAUCAGCUGAAGAGCCUUCUGCUGAAGCAGUGCAGAGAGAUUCCCUCUGCUCUCUCUCCUUCAAAGAAACAGUCUCCAUCCAAGAGACUACAGCAGGAGGGAAGGUCCAAUUUGCCUGCUUUUCAGGAUUUGGUCCCAAUGAUUAACAACCAGUCAGAGUACAUCCAACACCUGGAAGCUGAGGUCAAAUUCUGCAAGGAAGAGCUGCAGGGGAUGAAGCAGCGGAUCAGAGUGGUGGUGGUGGAGAAUGAGAAGUUGCAGUCGGACCUUAAAUCCAAAGCUGUGAAUGAAUCUCUGAAAGACUACACAUUUCAAAACUCCACGGUAAAUGAGAGUAUAGCAGCAAAUAGCCACAAGGGCUCCAAUACAAGCUACAGUGUGCAGCAGAAAGCAGAACACACUACAUGGAAAAAUGAGCUGGAACAAUUGAAAGGGAUCUACCAGGCUCAGAUUGAAAGCUUGGAGGCUCAGGUCAUCUCCCUCAGGAAGGAUCUGUCAGUCAGCCAGAAGGAGUGUGAGGAGGUGAAGGUUCGCCUGAGACACCGGGAAAAACAGGCUGCAGAUGCACUGAGGGCUGAUGGAGCUCCCCGUGUAGCGGGAUUGUGUCUGAAGUGUGCACAGCAUGAGGCUGUAUUGGCUGGGACUCACACAAAUCUGCAUGUCCAGGCUAUUGACAGGCUCACAAAGGAGCGUGAUGAGUUACUGGUUGCUCUGCGUGCUGUGCGGGUUAGUCAGCAGGAGGCUCAACAGAGGGAAUGGUCUGCCUGUCUCCAGGUCAAACAGGCUGUGGAGAUGGCAGAAGAAGCAAAUCUGUACAAAGCUAGGGUGGAGGUUCAGUGCGAGCAGUUGUCCAGGGAGCUGGCUCGACACAGGGAACAGUUGGAACGAGAGGCACAGGCCCUGCAGGAGAGACUGGCUGAGGCCAGAGAGGAGGGCCGUGCUGAGGCCCGCAAACGGAAAGAGGAGCUGGCACAUACAGUGUCCAGCCUCUCCCAGCGUGUUGCCGAGCUUGAAGGGCAGCUAGACCGAGCUCAUAGAGACAAGAACUCACUGACCAGUCAGCUUGAAGAUACUCUUUGCAAACUUACCAGUCAGGAGCAAGACAAUACCAAGGUGUGUGUGGAUCUGAGAUAUCAGCUCAGCCAGGCCCAACUGAAGAGAGAGGAGGCAGAGAGAGAACUCCGAGAGCUCAGCAACAAGACAAGCAGACAGAUGGAAAAGGCUGCACAGGAAGUGGAAAGGCUGAGCUCAGAGCUGGUUGGCUGUCGGCAGCGUCUGGAGGCGGUCCAAAAGGACGGGAGCCAAUGGCAGGCCGAAGCCCUGAGCCUAGCAGAACAGCUGGCAAAUGCCCAGCGCCAACUGCACCUCACCAGACAGGACAGAGAUGGUGCAGAACGGGCUCAUGAGGAGGAAAUGGCGUCUGUGACCCUCUCAGCGCGGGAGAGGGAGAGAGAGCUGGCUGUGUUGCUGGAGCAAACAGAGGCUCAACACCAGCAGAGAGUUGGAGAGUUGGAUGGUCUGCUGUGUUCCCAGAAUUCCCUGAUCAGGAAGCUAAAGGACGAAUGCUGCGCGCUGGGAGUCAAACUGGAAGAGCUGACAGAAAACAGCAGAAGUGAGAUGGAGCAGCUGGCCCUGGAGAAGCAACACCUAGAAGAGACAUUAAAGAGUCUGAGAGCUCGCUGCGCCGACAUGGAGGAACAGUGUGUCCAGCAUGGUCGCAUGCACCAGCGCAUGAAGGACAGACUGCAGCAGUUGGACCGUCACUGUCAGAGCAGCGCCCAGCAGGUGUGUGAGCUGCUGGCCAAACAGAACCAGCUGAUGCAGGAGAGAAACACACUCACCGAGGAGAUGCAGACCCUACACAUAGAGCUCCCGAACACCAGACGAGUCGAUGCUCUGUCCACAUGAGUCUGUCCUGCCCAUUUCCUCCUCUGGUCUGUUUGGAUUCAGAGUCAUCUCCCGUCAACGAAAACACAUCAGAGUAUUAUUUAUGCUUUUUUAUCCAAAGUGCAGGGAAUCAGAUGUCCUCCUAUUUUGUUAUCAGGUUUCCAGCCUAUAUUUUACAUUUGGCAAUAGACUGUUACUGCAAUAUAUUGAGUGGUUAGAGGUACUUUUUUAAACAUUUAAUAAGAAAAUCAGUGGUGCACUAAUAUGAGCUUUUGGAAUUCCCUAAAUCAUCAUUUUAAUACAAAUUUUCUACAUUUUCUUUUUUUCCCCUUUUAUUCAGAAUAAGCGUUUCACAUUUUGUAUGGGAAAAAGUCUAAACUCAUUUCUUUUUUAGCCACAAAGGAAACAAGUCGACACCAUUGCAGCAGAUUGACAUAGUGCUUUAUUGAAGCUGUCUGUAAGAAGGAAAAUAAUGUGCAUCCCUAUCAUAUACAUUUUAUGUGUAAAAAUACUAAGGAUGUACAGUGUAAAAAACAGCUUCAUGUUGAUGGUAAUUUGUUGUUUUUACAUCCUCGCGGCCUCACUGGCCAGCAGGACUGUAUCCUAACAGCAUGAGGGACAGAAAAAGGCUGUUUGAUCGAUCUGCUGAGUUUCCCGACACUGUCUCAGAGUCAACAUCCUCUCUGCUCCACUGACAUGUCGUAGAGCAGAGCUGACUUCAGUGCUACAGUGCUUCAGGGAAACGUGGCCCACUCUGUGAACAGCUGGCAGCUGUCCAGAAAUGUCUCACACAACUGUAAAGCUACAGUAGAUGAACAUGGACGUGAAAUUAAAACUCAGUUACACUUUGUAA